Triticum dicoccoides is the source of this 2521-nucleotide messenger RNA. RefSeq lists its product as uncharacterized. The transcript is spliced from 3 exons. Lineage: Eukaryota; Viridiplantae; Streptophyta; Magnoliopsida; Poales; Poaceae. The record is from RefSeq and is a predicted model, not a curated record. The coding region runs from base 184 to 1287 and encodes 367 amino acids.
AGAAUCGCUGUUUUUCCUCUCGCUCCUCCUGUGGGCAGCGCCGCCGCUGCGCACAGAACACAUCCUCGCCAGCAUAGCUUCUCCGGCGUCCGGCCAACGCGCUCACUAGCCUCCCGCCUUCCUCCACAUCUCCUCGCCUCCACCCCAUCCAGUUCGUGCCAUUCGCUGCUCCAAGACAAGGGCAUGGCGCUCGGCGGCUGCGGCAACGAAGCUGAUGGUGCACGAGCCAACCAUGGAGGCAGUAGCACGGGGCAGCGACAGCAGCAUGGAGGGCGUCCUCUUGUUUGGGAAGGUAAUGGAACUGCAAAUAGGAGUGGCAGCGGCGACCAGGAUGCAAAUGGAAGUGGUUCCCAAAGACCUUGGAAAGGACUUAAAGACAAUAACUUAUAUGAUCCUUGGAACCAUGCAUGGCCGUAUUAUGGGGGUUUUGAUUGCACGUACUACAGCCUAAAGCACAAAGGUGGAGGUGCAACCCGUGUCGCGGAGCACCUUGGUGGUAUUGUAGGUAAUGUGAGGAGCUGUCCCAAUGUGCCAAGAAAUGUGAGAGAUGCAAUGAGAGAGUGCCGGGAUGAAUCAAGGAGGAAGAAAAGAGACAAACAAAAUAGCAGGCUGAGAAUUGAAAGAAAUAUUAUGGAAGGGUUGUAUAAAAAAGGAGGGGUGGUUAACGUACCAGAUGAUGAUGAAGAAGAAAUUCAGAUGAAUAUUAGAGAAGCAUUGCGUGACCCGAAUGUCUCUCGCAGAAUUGAAAGGAGAAUUGGCAAGGGGGGUGUGGGUGAUGUGCAUGUUUCUGUUGGUAAAAGGAGUAUCAGCGCCUAUUUUGACAGGCAAUUAUCUAGCAACAAAGUAUAUAUGCAGCCCAAGAUCAGUAGUGCUUUGGAUCCUAAUUCAAGAGAUGCACUUGGUCUAGCUUGGUCCAAGUUUUUUCAUGCCAAUGAUAUUGCUGGACGUAAAGCUGAUUGCCCAUACUUUCGAGCUGCUGUGAAGAUCACUCAACAAUUAGGGCCUAUUCCUAUACCAACCGCGAAGGAGAUUGAUGGGCCAUAUUUGGAGGCCAACUAUGAUGAAGCUAAUUCGUUUCUUCAAAAAUUCAAACAAGACUGGAAGAACUUUGGUGUGACUCUUAUGUGCGAUUCUUGGACUGGUCCUACAGGAAUGAGCAUCAUAAACUUCAUGGUGUAUUGUAAUGCACGAAUGUUCUUCCUCAAUACCAUUGAUGCAUCCGGACAAACUCAGAAUUCAGGUUACUUCUUCCUUCUCUUCUUAGCACUUUACUUGCUUCUUGAAUAAUUCAAAUAAUAGUUCAAAUAGUAACCGAUAAUGGAUCCAAUUAUAAGAAAGCUUGCAAAACCCUUAUAGAAGAACCAAAAUACUCUCAUAUUGUUUGGCAACCGUGUGCGGCCCAUACCGUCAAUCUUAUGCUAAAAGAUAUAGCAAAAUUUCCUGAGGUUGAUGUGAUAGUCAAGAGUGCCAAGACAAUCUGUAGGUUCAUGCAUAAGCACAAUAACCUCCAUGAUAACAUGAAGAAGAACAUAGGUGGUGAACUAAUUAGACCAAAUGCCACCCGUUUUGGGACUGUCUUCAUGUUCCUUGAGAGUUACCAUUCAAAGAAAGAUAAAUUUAGGGAGUGGAUGGUUUCAAAGGAUUGGAAGGAGUGUCAGUGGAGGUAUGAGCCUGGGUAUGUGUUUGCUGAAGAGUGUUUGUCUAGUAAUGUUUGGUGGAACGCACUAGAGUGGGUAUUGAGUUCAUUGAGGCCACUUUAUACGGCCAUGAGGUAUGCUGAUACAGCCUCUACUCGUAAAUUUGGUAAGUCUCUUCUUUUUGGUGUUUCUGAUUCAGGUUUGUUACUUAGAAAAAUCUAGCUUGAUGUAUAUGUUCAAAGCGGCUGAUCUUUAAAUAGCUUGAUGUAUAUUGCUUUCUUUAAGUAGGUUGAUCUUUAAUUGUUCUCGUGCUCUAAUGUUUAUGCUCACUGUGUAUGAUUAGUACUGCUGUUCUAAUUGCUUACCUAGUAGUGUUGCUGUAAUUGAUACUUAUCUUCUUGUAUUGUUGCUAUAAUUGCUACUUAUCACAUACCAGUGAUGUUCUAGUUGCUACCAAUCACUUAGUAGUGUUGUUCUAAUUGCUACUUAACACAGUAUUUUAGUUGCUACUUGGAACUGCUAGUUACUUAGAUGUAUGCACUCUGUAUCAUGACCCUUCCUCUGUUUUCUCCAAACCAAAAAUGGCACGUGAGCAAAGGAUAUCAAGAAGCUUUUGGAUGUUGGGAAGCUUGGAGCUGAUGCUUCAAAUAAGCUGAUGGUUGUCUUUUGGAGAUGUUUCUAUGUUUAAUGCUUUAAAGUCUUUUGGCUGUACUGGACUAUUUAAACUUUGAACUAUGCUGUGAUGGUUGAACUGAUGCUGGACGGUUAAGGGUUUAUGUCAGAGGCAACUUUAUAACUAAUGUGUGCCUGUUAUGUUGGACUGUUAAGGGUUAUGUUGGAGGCAAUUUUAUAACUAAUGUGUGUCUGCUAUGUUGGAUUGUUAA